This is a messenger RNA of Closterium sp. NIES-65, 15957 nucleotides long. The record is from the annotation of a GenBank genome assembly. Lineage: Eukaryota; Viridiplantae; Streptophyta; Zygnematophyceae; Desmidiales; Closteriaceae.
AUGGGGCAGCAAAGGCUGCACGGGAAGGGGCAAUGGGGGGUGUGGGGGAAGGGGCAGCAGAGGCUGCAGAGGAAAGGGCAGCAGAGGCUGCAAGGGAAGGGGCCGCAGCAGACUGCAGCAGUCGAGGCUGCAAGGACUGCAGCAGGAGCGACAGAGGCCACAGUGGGGGCCGGUACAGGGGGAGGUGCUACGGGUGCAGCGGGGAAGGGGGUAACGGGGACUGGUGCGAGGGAGAGUGCUGCCUCGGUUGUAGCAAGAGAGGGUACGGCAGGGGCUAGAGUGGGAGAAGGGACAGCAGUGGCCUCAAAGGCAGAAGGUGAGGCUGCAGCUGAAGCAGCAGGGAGGGCCAUAGCACGGCCAAUAGGGGCGGCAGGGGCCGCAGCAAACGCGGGGAAACACACAACAGGGCCGGCAGAGACCGCAAAAGGGGCUAGCAGUAAAGCGGCAGCAGGCGGGGUGGGCUCGGGGGACAUAGGGGCAACAGGGGAAGGAGAGGUGAGUGUGGUCCCGACCGGGGUGGGCACGGAAGAGGGGGAUGUGAUAGCGAUAGAGAAGGAUGAGGGAGAGGAUGUGAUGCACAUUGACGGGCCACUGGCCCAAUACCUCACGCCUGACGGUGAGGCCGACCCGGCCCCCCUGCAGCCUCACGUCGAGGUUCCCCCUCUACCCCCCAUGCCCGUCCACAUGCUAGCAGAAGGACCGAUGGAGGGGCUGGGGGAGACCUUGAGGACAGAGCCGCACGAGGGAGCCCCCAUCCUCACCUCCCGUCCUCCAGCCCACCCACCCCCAGGAGCACCAUUUCCCCACCCCCACCCUCAGGUCCCGGUAGUAUCCAGGGGGGCAGCCAAGGCCCUGGCCUUCUUGGCGGAGCCGUGCUCCCCGACCCCCACGUUGCUCCAUGGCCAGCCCCCCUCUCCGUCCCCAACCCCUGACCCCACGGUUGCAGGCGGUCCACCGGGAGAGCACGCGGGUGCGACAAGAGCAGAGUCACCCGAGGGCACCCCUUCUCUCACCUCUCACCCCUCCCCGCCCCUUCCCUCACUCCUCCCCUCACCCCCAAGGGCAGCACACCUCUGCCCCCACCCUCAGGGGCUCCUUAGAGCACCACGUGGAGCAGCCAGGGCUCUGGCCUUCCUAGAGGAGCCAUGCUCCCCGACCCCUACCAACACCCAGCCACCCCCUACCGGCCCACUACCCCCCCCUCCACCAGGCCCCCCCCCACCCGGUAGUACACACAUCUCGGAGGUUGAAGCAUCUCUGCGGCCAAAUCCCUCUCCCACACGCUACAGGCACCCAAACCACCCGAGUCGCCGCACAGCCCCAACACGCCCACCCAACAGGCUGCCCCCCUCACACCACCCCCCCCAGGCAGCCGAGACCCACCCGCAAGGGCUUGCGCCCCAGGCUCAUGGGAGCGGCGGCACCCGGGUAGAGGGGCCCACAGGAGAGGCCACCACAGAGCCCACACAAACCCCUCUCCCCCCACCGUUUGUACCUCGCUCUAACCUCCACACUGGCCCAGCCCCUCGACCCCCACCUUCAACCCCCCCUCCCGGCCGGGUUCCCCACGAGUGGCCCCGUUGGGCAGCCAUCACCCCCCACACACAGCCUGCCCGAUCUGUCCCCACGGAGGGGGAUGUCUCGAGGAGAGAGGGGAUGCACACAGAGCACCCCCCGCCCGGCGAACCACCCAUCCUCCCUCCAACCACCCCUUUGGCCCCACAGCCCCCCCUUCCUUCACAAACAGGCGCGGACAACCGGGUUGGCCGCCGGCGGAAGAACAGGGGCAGAGGAGGCAGAGGGUCAGCCCACGUACUCCCCCCUCCCUCCCUCCCCCACCAAGAGCCCCUCCCCACCCCGCAUCCUGUUGAACCCUUACCAGGCCCUACCGCUACAGCCCGACCACCAAACCCACACUCCCGCCCCGCUCCUACACCUCCACAGGGCCAUGGGAGCGGACCAGCCCACUCUCCCCCAUUCUGCCCCUCCCUUGCUGUGUCCCCCUCCCAGGUGGCGGCGGCCGCGAUCGCUACGGGGAUGGAGGCCGUCGGGUUGAGGGAUGCGCCCAUGGAAGACGCCACCGACUCCCCCUCCCAUCCCUCCCACCCCUUCCAUGUCGACGACCCCCUACCGCAACCCAUGGUGAUUGGGGAGGGCCAAGGGGGCCUUCUAGGGCAGGGUCCACACCCGAGCUCCGCUCAGCCAGCAAGCCCCACUCCACCCUCUACCCUGCCAGCCCUCCUACUCUCACCUACAGGCAGGCAGGUCUUCGAGACCCCAGAGGAGGUGAGGGCUGGCAUUUCAGAUUUGCUGGCGAUACACCGCCCGAGCAGCUCUCCGGCUGCCCCCACCCUUCCAGUCCCACAGGACCGGACCCGGACGUAUGCGGAAGUCACCCGGUCUGUCCCUUCUUUUAUCCCCCCCGCCACUCAGCCAGGCGCGUCACUCCCGACCCCAAUGGAGACGGACCGGGUUCUGAGGCCGUGUCACGCGCACCUAGAGGGGGUGGCGCCUCCCCCCGUUCAGCCCGUGGCGCAGGAGGUCACCAGCAGUAGGGAUGAGGCAUCCGCCCCUACCGAGACCCCUCCGCCUGGGGUAGCAGAGCCGUCACUUGAACCGCACCCCGCCGAGGGGCAGGAGCACACCACGGUACACACUUCAGGCUCACCUCCACGUCCCCCCUCCCCAGCUUCGACACCGGUACCGGCACGAGGCCCGGCCCUAUCCUGUGCGACACCACCUCUAUCUUCGCUGACACCCCCCCCGCACGGGGCUGGUGAGUCGUCUCCUCCCCUCAUCCCAGGCGAUCCUCUCGGAGCUCAGGCCGCCCACGGGGUCCCCUCUACAGCCAGUUCCGACGCCAUGGCCCCGAUCGACCCCGCCGACACGGCGACAUCACCCGACCAGGUCGUGAGUUGCCCCACCUGCAGGAGCUCUUUCGCGAACCGACGCGCGCUCCAGCACCACAUUCCCUUCUGCCAUCCUGCAGACGCGGCUCGCAGGGCGCAGGCUGCCCAUGAUACCGCCUCGAUCAUCCCUUCCCUCUCACAGCCCCGUGCAACCGGGAUACAGUUCACCGACGCACAGUGGCAGACGCUCGACUCGGUGGACUGGACAGAGUACUUCUCGCCCGAGCGUAUCCAUGCACGCCCUCUCCGACGUGUCCCGGAGAGGGUCCGCGGAGGAUAUCUCAACGUCCUCAGUGCGAUCCUAGUCCGCAUUGCCCAGGACCCGGAGGCUGCUGGCCCUACCUUCCUCCUCGCUGCAGCGCCGACUCUUUUCCUUGUUCCAGCGACGCCACCCGACCGCUCGCACACGGCUGCCAUUGCAACGCGCAUCUCCCGCUUUGGUCGAGGUGAGUGGGCUGAGCUAGUCUCAGAUGCACUAGGCCGUCGCACACCCCUUCCUCGGCGCACAGGUCACCGGUCACGCACCGCCACCGAUCCCUCUACAGCAGAUGAGCGCCGCAUUGCACGUUGCCUUCGUCUGGCAGCGUGCAAUGAGACCUCACGGGCGUGCGCGGCUCUCGAGUCCGCGGAGGCAGCCCCAGAUACACAGGGGACGAUACAGCGCCUGCAGUCGAAGCACCCCAACGCGGAGAGGCCGACCCCAGCUUGGCAGUCUGGCUUCCAGAGGUCCCCUCUCGUGCUCUCGGUGGAUCACUUACGCCGCGCGAUCUUCACAGCUCCGCGGGGCUCUUCGGGAGUACCGUCCGGUUGGGUCGCUGAGCACCUGCGAGACACUUUCCUAGCUUUCCCUCAGAGUCUCCAUUUCCUCCUUGCCGUGUACCAGCAGUGGCUUCGAGGCCGUUGCGCUCCAGCUGCGCGCUCCUUGCUAGCGUCUUCCACCCUCGUGGCUCUGGCGAAGUCGAACAUGGAUGUUCGGCCGAUUGCCAUCGGCGAGGUUUUGGUCCGCAUUCUUUCUCGUGCAGUCUGUCUCCAGCUACGUGACCAGAUGGCGAGGGUCUUCUUGGCGUCACAGCAGUUUGGGGUGGGGGUUACGUGCGGGACAGAGGUCGUAGUUAGAGGCGUCCGCCGCGCUCUGGCUGACCACCCAGACUGGGUGGUCCUGCAGCCAGAUGUGGCGAAUGCCUUUAACUCCUUCCACCGAGACAGGAUGUUCCAGGCGCUGCAGGCCAGCCCGGAGUUUCAGUGCCUGAUCCCCUUCAUCGGCCUCUUCUACGGGACGCCCUCGGAUCUCCACUACAGGUCAGGCACGGGAGUGGUCACGAUGCACUCGGAGCGGGGCACUCGCCAGGGAGACCCUCUCAGCCCCUUCUUGUACGCUCUGACACAGCGUCUUGCUUUGGAGCCGGUUCUGGUGGAGGGGGAUGUCCAGCUCUGGUCGUACGCCGAUGACACGUACGUGCUAGGUCCCCCAGACAGGGUGCUGCACCACUUUACCGAGAUCGUGAGGCGCUUGGGCGAGAUGGGCCUUGCAGCCCAGCCGCACAAGUGCCUCGUCUACCAGACAGAGUCCUUUCUGUCCAGGGAUCUGGAGGCCUUCACGGGCCUAGGGAUCGAGGUCGCACGCCGAGGGCUCACCGUGACAGGCGUACCGGUAGGCACCGUUUCGUUCGUGGAGCAGAGUCUCCCGGAUCGUCUCGAGAGGAUGGGGCGGGUGCUACCUUGGCUUCCGAGGUUGCGCCAGCCCCAGACAGCUGCCCGCCUUCUGUCGGCGUGUGUCAGCACUCGUCCGCAGUACCUGUCGAGGACCGUCCCUCAUUCGCCCGCAGUGAUCUCUAGUUUUACACGGUGGAACGCACGCCUGGGAGAGACAUUUCAGCAGCUUUUAGCUUCAGGGACCUGGGCUUGUUGCGAGGACGUCCGAGAGGCCGCCCUAGACCAGAUCUUCCUCCCCAUUCGUCUCGGGGGUUUCGGCAUUCGUCGCAUGGCACGCAUUGCCCCGGUGAGUUUCGUGUGCUCCUGGGUGCAGUGUGCUCCCAUUCUCUGUUCUCUCCCUGCGUGUGGCGAGGUGUUUCGGCAGAGCUUCGCUUCAGGUGAGCCAGAGCAGAUCGACCGGGCUCUGCAGACGGCGCUAGAGGGUCUCCCACCUGACGUUCUCUCUCUCCUUCCCCCCUGGCCCUCCUGCGCUUCUGCCUCCCCCGAUUCCCUUUUUGCAGGAGCGAGCCGUCUUCUGGAGGCGCAGGCCUUGGAGGCCGUGCGUGCCCGUCACGCCUCUCCCUUGCACCUUGCCCGUUUGACUUCCCUUCAGGGAGGAGGUGCAGGGGCGUGGUUGACGUCGGUGCCGUACGCUGACCCACUGCGCAUCCCGGAGGCGCUGUGGCAGGCGGCUUCAUCUUCUCGUCUUGGCCUCCCGAUCCCCCAAUUAGCCCUUGCAGGUCAGUGCUCCUGCGGACAGGCGAUUGACGACAUGAUGGUGCCUCAUCACGCGGUCCGGUGCCCGCGCUACGGGGUCGCCACUACCAUCCACGACACGGUGAAGUACAUGCUUCGAGACUUUGCGGUCGAGGCGGGCUUCGCGGUAAAGGUGGAGGACUCUACGCUGUUCACACAGUUGGAGGCGGCUCGAGCGAGACUACUGGGACAGCCAGUGGUGGGAGAGGGGACGCGGGCUGAGGGACCGGGGGAGCAGAGAGGCGAGGCGGGACAGCCGGGUGGCGGGGGACAUUGGGGACAGCACCAGCUGCGGGGUCAGGUGGAGCGAGGGACAGGUGGGCAGAGGGGACGGCAGGGGGAGCAGACGGGCCAGGACGGGGAGGGGAGACAACACAGGCAGCAGCAGGAGAGCCAGUGGAGGCCGCGGGCCCAGGGCGCCGCGCCUCCAGGUUCGGCCUCGGAGGUGGGGCAGGGGCGGGAGCAGCAGAGAGCGGACGGAGGUACAGGAGGGGCAGCGGGAUUGGGAGGGGAGGGCCAGGGAGUGAGAGAGGCAGCAGGGGAUGGAGCAGGGGGGUUGGGAGGGUUGGGGGAGGGUAGAGAGGGGGAGGGGAGAGGACAGGUGGAUGGAGGAGAGGAGAGGGGGAGAGAGACGAUCGGAGAGGAGGCACCAAGGGACCAGACAGGGCAGCAGCCAGCGCAACAGCAGGGACCAGUCGGACACACAGGCCGUGUAGGCACCGCCUCCCGCAUCCCAGACCUCACCUGCCGCGACGUUAGCCAGGGUCUGAUGGUUCUUGUGGAUGUCUCCAUAGCGGAUCCACAGCGGGAGGGGAACGUGCAGCUGAGACGGGCGACCCCCACACAAAUUGGAGUGGCAGCAGCUAGGCGGGUGCAGGAGAAGCUGCGGCACUGGGGGCCGCAUUUAGAGGGGCUGCAGCCGGCACCACACUUUUACGCGUGCGUGGCGGAGACCUUUGGCCUUCUCAGUGAGCCGCUGCGUCAGUUUCUGGGGCUCUGCGCAAAGAGGAUAGCACAGCGGAGAAGGGAUAGAGGUGGGGGGGAUGACGGAUCGGCACGGAUAUUUGAGGCAGGACUCACUACACGCCUCUCCGUUGCACUGCAGCGCGCGCAGGCUCAAUGCAUGAUCCAGCAUGCGGUGCGGCAGUUAGGGAGAUCCGACGACGGGUGGAUGCCCGCACCAGUCCCACUGGUUCCCUUCUUCUAUCCUUCCCUUCUCUUCCUCCCACCCUCUUCUUUUCCCUACCACUUCUUCUUACUCCUUCAUCCUUCCUUCCUUUCCUUUCUUUCCCCCUUUUCCUACAAAAUAUAUAUACCUCACACCCCCUGCCCCCUCAUGCCAUCCGCUCCCCCCGCCCCUACCCUCCGCGUGCCCGCUCCCUUGCCGCCUCUUUUGACCCUCCCUGCCCCCCCUCGCCGUUUCCCACCGCCCGCCAUUCGCUCCUCCCCGCCCGUGCGCUCCCCUCCUUUACCUUCUCCUCCCCCCUCCCCUCCUCUGCUGCACGCCUCUUCCUUCCCCUCGCCGACCCACUCCACUCCCUGCCCCUCCUCAAUCCGCACCCUGCCCCUCGUAUCUCGCCCCCCUAUGCUUGGUUUCUCCCCUCCCUGCCCCUCGCCGCCUUUCCCCGCUCCCCACCUCCCCCCUCUCCCUGCCCCCCCCCACUCUCCCCCCCCUUGUCCUUGGCUUCCUACCUCCCUGCCUCACCUUUCCCCCCUCCGUGUGCUCAGCUUCUCCCCUCCCUGCCCCUCCCUCCUCCCCGCCCUGCCCCUCAUUUUCCGCCCCCCCCACGCCCGGUUUCUCCCCUCCCCGCGCCUCCCUUUCUUUCUCCGUGCCUCUCCUUUGCUCCCUCCCUGCCCCCGCCUGCCCAUGCCCCUGUCUUUGGCUUCUCCCCUCCCUGCCCCACGUUUCUUCCCUCCCUGCCCCCCGUCUGCCCCUCCCUUGUUUUCCCCUCACCCAUUGCUUCUCUCCUCCCUGCCCUUGAUUUCCCACACCCCUGCCCUCGUUUCCUAUCAUCCAUGCCCCUCGUUUCCCCCCUUUGUACGUUCAGCCUCUUCCCUCCCUGCCCCUCCCUUCCUCCCCCCCUGCCCUUUGCUCUCCCCUCGUUACGCUCCCUUCUCCCCAUCCCUGCUGCCCUCUUACCACCAUCAGCCCAUCCCCACGACCAGCCCCCCUCCCACCCUUCAAUCCCCCCCUCCCUCUCUCUCUCUCUCUCUCUCUUUCUCACACACACACACACACACGCACACUCCCCUCCCCCACCCCCCCCCACCUACAUCCUCCCAUUCUGCCCCUCCCUGCCCCUUUCCCACCCCCUCGCACGCCCCUCACCUCCCACCUCCGUGCAACUGGUUUCCCCCCUAUGGUGCCACCCUUGCAUCGCUCGCCCCUCUGCUCACCCUCUGCCCGCCCCUUUUCCGUGCCCUCAGUUGGCCCAGCCCCUGCCCGUUGCUGCCCCUCCCCUUGCCCCCUCAACUCCCCUGCCCCCCGUACACCCCAAGUCCCAUCCAACCGCCCCCACCCUCCCCCGGCUGCCCGUUUCCGCUCUGCACCCCCGCGACCGUGUGCGGCUUCCAACCGCCCAACGGUGGUGCGCACGGGGCGUUUCUUCGCACGGGCAAGCCUCCCCGGGGGCCCCCCACCCCGCUGGGUCGUUCCGUCCCUCCCCCUCCAGCCUCCCUUUUCCCCCCCAGCUACUUCCGCAUCCAGCGUGGGCUGCACCUCUGCAUCCUGCCCUGCCAGGCCCUUCGAGGACCCAACUGCGGCCACCCGACACCACGCCGCCUUUCCCACCCCCAUCCAAUCUCUACACCCCCUGCCCCUGCUCCCUGCGCAAUCCAGCCACCUACCCCAGCCUCCCUCUACCUCUCCCUAACUCCACACUGCCGUUCCUACCCCCAGCCAGGGUCUACACCCCUUGCUUUUGCUCCCUGCGCUGUACCGUCCCCAACCUCCGUCCGCCUUUCCGCGGCACCAGACCGCCUCUCCCUCCCCCAGCCAACCUCUGCACCCCCUGUUCCUGCCCCUGGUGCCUUCCAACACCCUACCCCAACCCCCCCCAGUCUCCCCCUUCUCCAACACCCUCCAUAUUUCCUCCCCCCUGGGGCUCGCCCAUCCGCAGUCAUCACCCUUCAUCAAUUCCCCAAUUCCCUCUGUCCCCUGUUUCCCGGCCCCGCAUCCUAUUCUGCAUUUACCACAGCGCCUCCUUUCGGUGCCCUCUCGGCUCUCCCACGUGACAGCGGGGACGGCACCCAUGCAUGCCAAGUGGAGAGAUCCCCCAACUCACUCGCUACUUCCCAUUCGCAAACCAGAUUACUUGUGAAAACACUUAAUCCUACUAGCACCCCCAAGCACAUAGAAGCGGGAGGGGGCAGAGCCAGGGGGGAACUUGCAGCUAACACUGCACGGGAAGGGGUAAGUGAAUGUGUGUGCGAAGGAGCAGCAGAGGCUGCAGAGGAUGGGGCAGCAAAGGCUGCACGGGAAGGGGCAAUGGGGGUUGUGGGGGAAGGGGCAGCAGAGGUUGCAGAGGAAAGGGCAGCAGAGGCUGCAAGGGAAGGGGCAGCAGCGGCUGCACGGGAAAGGGCGGCAGAGGCUGCACGGGAAGGGGCGGCAGGGACCGUGACUCUAGCCAGGCAAAGGGCAGAGGCCAUGGAGACAGGGGGAGGUGCUACGGGUGCAGCGGGGAAGGGGGUAACGGGGACUGGUGCGAGGGAGAGUGCUGCCUCGGUUGUAGCAAGAGAGGGUACGGCAGGGGCUAGAGUGGGAGAAGGGACAGCAGUGGCCUCAAAGGCAGAAGGUGAGGCUGCAGCUGAAGCAGCAGGGAGGGCCAUAGCACGGCCAGUAGGGGCGGCAGGGCCCGCAGCAAACGCGGGGAAACACACAGCAGGGCCGGCAGAGACCGCAAAAGGGGCUAGCAGUAAAGCGGCAGCAGGCGGGGUGGGCUCGGGGGACAUAGGGGCAACAGGGGAAGGAGAGGUGAGUGUGGUCCCGACCGGGGUGGGCACGGAAGAGGGGGAUGUGAUAGUGAUAGAGGAGGAUGAGGGAGAGGAUGUGAUGCACAUUGACGGGCCACUGGCCCAAUACCUCACGCCUGACGGUGAGGCCGACCCGGCCCCCCUGCAGCCUCACGUCGAGGUUCCCCCUCUACCCCCCAUGCCCGUCCACAUGCUAGCAGAAGGACCGAUGGAGGGGCUGGGGGAGACCUUGAGGACAGAGCCGCACGAGGGAGCCCCCAUCCUCACCUCCCAUCCUCCAGCCCACCCACCCCCAGGAGCACCAUUUCCCCACCCCCACCCUCAGGUCCCGGUAGUAUCCAGGGGGGCAGCCAAGGCCCUGGCCUUCUUGGCGGAGCCGUGCUCCCCGACCCCCACGUUGCUCCAUGGCCAGCCCCCCUCUCCGUCCCCAACCCCUGACCCCACGGUUGCAGGCGGUCCACCGGGAGAGCACGCGGGUGCGACAAGAGCAGAGUCACCCGAGGGCACCCCUUCUCUCACCUCUCACCCCUCCCCGCCCCUUCCCUCACUCCUCCCCUCACCCCCAAGGGCAGCACACCUCUGCCCCCACCCUCAGGGGCUCCUUAGAGCACCACGUGGAGCAGCCAGGGCUCUGGCCUUCCUAGAGGAGCCAUGCUCCCCGACCCCUACCAACACCCAGCCACCCCCCACCGGCCCACUACCCCCCCCUCCACCAGGCCCCCCCCCACCCGGUAGUACACACAUCUCGGAGGUUGAAGCAUCUCUGCGGCCAAAUCCCUCUCCCACACGCUACAGGCACCCAAACCACCCGAGUCGCCGCACAGCCCCAACACGCCCACCCAACAGGCUGCCCCCCUCACACCACCCCCCCCAGGCAGCCGAGACCCACCCGCAAGGGCUUGCGCCCCAGGCUCAUGGGAGCGGCGGCACCCGGGUAGAGGGGCCCACAGGAGAGGCCACCACAGAGCCCACACAAACCUCUCUCCCCCCACCGUUUGUACCUCGCUCUAACCUCCACACUGGCCCAGCCCCUCGACCCCCACCUUCAACCCCCCCUCCCGGCCGGGUUCCCCACGAGUGGCCCCGUUGGGCAGCCAUCACCCCCCACACACAGCCUGCCCGAUCUGUCCCCACGGAGGGGGAUGCCUCGAGGAGAGAGGGGAUGCACACAGAGCACCCCCCGCCCGGCGAACCACCCAUCCUCCCUCCAACCACCCCUUUGGCCCCACAGCCCCCCCUUCCUUCACAAACAGGCGCAGACAACCAGGUUGGCCGCCGGCGGAAGAACAGGGGCAGAGGAGGCAGAGGGUCAGCCCACGUACUCCCCCCUCCCUCCCUCCCCCACCAAGAGCCCCUCCCCACCCCGCAUCCCGUUGAACCCUUACCAGGCCCUACCGCUACAGCCCGACCACCAAACCCACACUCCCGCCCCGCUCCUGCACCUCCACAGGGCCAUGGGAGCGGACCAGCCCACUCUCCCCCAUUCUGCCCCUCCCUUGCUGUGUCCCCCUCCCAGGUGGCGGCGGCCGCGAUCGCUACGGGGAUGGAGGCCGUCGGGUUGAGGGAUGCGCCCAUGGAAGACGCCACCGACUCCCCCUCCCAUCCCUCCCACCCCUUCCAUGUCGACGACCCCCUACCGCAACCCAUGGUGAUUGGGGAGGGCCAAGGGGGCCUUCUAGGGCAGGGUCCACACCCGAGCUCCGCUCAGCCAGCAAGCCCCACUCCACCCUCUACCCUGCCAGCCCUCCUACUCUCACCUACAGGCAGGCAGGUCUUCGAGACCCCAGAGGAGGUGAGGGCUGGCAUUUCAGAUUUGCUGGCGAUACACCGCCCGAGCAGCUCUCCGGCUGCCCCCACCCUUCCAGUCCCACAGGACCGGACCCGGACGUAUGCGGAAGUCACCCGGUCUGUCCCUUCUUUUAUCCCCCCCGCCACUCAGCCAGGCGCGUCACUCCCGACCCCAAUGGAGACGGACCAGGUUCUGAGGCCGUGUCACGCGCACCUAGAGGGGGUGGCGCCUCCCCCCGUUCAGCCCGUGGCGCAGGAGGUCACCAGCAGUAGGGAUGAGGCAUCCGCCCCUACCGAGACCCCUCCGCCUGGGGUAGCAGAGCCGUCACUUGAACCGCACCCCGCCGAGGGGCAGGAGCACACCACGGUACACACUUCAGGCUCACCUCCACGUCCCCCCUCCCCAGCUUCGACACCGGUACCGGCACGAGGCCCGGCCCUAUCCUGUGCGACACCACCUCUAUCUUCGCUGACACCCCCCCCGCACGGGGCUGGUGAGUCGUCUCCUCCCCUCAUCCCAGGCGAUCCUCUCGGAGCUCAGGCCGCCCACGGGGUCCCCUCUACAGCCAGUUCCGACGCCACGGCCCCGAUUGACCCCGCCGACACGGCGACAUCACCCGACCAGGUCGUGAGUUGCCCCACCUGCAGGAGCUCUCUCGCGAACCGACGCGCGCUCCAGCACCACUUUCCCUUCUGCCAUCCUGCGGACGCGGCUCGCAGGGCGCAGGCUGCCCAUGACACCGCCUCGAUCAUCCCUUCCCUCUCACAGCCCCGUGCGACCGGGAUACAGUUCACCGACGCACAGUGGCAGACGCUCGACUCGGUGGACUGGACAGAGUACUUCUCGCCCGAGCGUAUCCAUGCACGCCCUCUCCGACGUGUCCCGGAGAGGGUCCGCGGAGGAUAUCUCGACGUCCUCAGUGCGAUCCUAGUCCGCAUUGCCCAGGACCCGGAGGCUGCUGGCCCUACCUUCCUCCUCGCUGCAGCGCCGACUCUUUUCCUUGUUCCAGCGACGCCACCCGACCGCUCACACACGGCUGCCAUUGCAACGCGCAUCUCCCGCUUUGGUCGAGGUGAGUGGGCUGAGCUAGUCUCAAAUGCACUAGGCCGUCGCACACCCCUUCCUCAGCGCACAGGUCACCGGUCACGCACCGCCACCGAUCCCUCUACAGCAGAUGAGCGCCGCAUUGCACGUUGCCUUCGUCUGGCAGCGUGCAAUGAGACCUCACGGGCGUGCGCGGCUCUCGAGUCCGCGGAGGCAGCCCCAGAUACACAGGGGACGAUACAGCGCCUGCAGUCGAAGCACCCCAACGCGGAGAGGCCGACCCCAGCUUGGCAGUCUGGCUUCCAAGGGUCCCCUCUCGUGCUCUCGGUGGAUCACUUACGCCGCGCGAUCUUCACAGCUCCGCGGGGCUCUUCGGGAGGACCGUCCGGUUGGGUCGCUGAGCACCUGCGAGACACUUUCCUAGCUUUCCCUCAGAGUCUCCAUUUCCUCCUUGCCGUGUACCAGCAGUGGCUUCGAGGCCGUUGCGCUCCAGCUGCGCGCUCCUUGCUAGCGUCUUCCACCCUCGUGGCUCUGGCGAAGUCGAACAUGGAUGUUCGGCCGAUUGCCAUCGGCGAGGUUUUGGUCCGCAUUCUUUCUCGUGCAGUCUGUCUCCAGCUACGUGACCAGAUGGCGAGGGUCUUCUUGGCGUCACAGCAGUUUGGGGUGGGGGUUACGUGCGGGACAGAGGUCGUAGUUAGAGGCGUCCGCCGCGCUCUGGCUGACCACCCAGACUGGGUGGUCCUGCAGCUAGACGUGGCGAAUGCCUUUAACUCCUUCCACCGAGACAGGAUGUUCCAGGCGCUACAGGCCAGCCUGGAGUUUCAGUGCCUGAUCCCCUUCAUCGGCCUCUUCUACGGGACGCCCUCGGAUCUCCACUACAGGUCAGGCACGGGAGUGGUCACGAUGCACUCGGAGCGGGGCACUCGCCAGGGAGACCCUCUCAGCCCCUUCUUGUACGCUCUGACACAGCGUCUUGCUUUGGAGCCGGUUCUGGUGGAGGGGGAUGUCCAGCUCUGGUCGUACGCCGAUGACACGUACGUGCUAGGUCCCCCAGACAGGGUGCUGCACCACUUUACCGAGAUCGUGAGGCGCUUGGGCGAGAUGGACCUUGCAGCCCAGCCGCACAAGUGCCUCGUCUACCAGACAGAGUCCUUUCUGUCCAGGGAUCUGGAGGCCUUCACGGGCCUAGGGAUCGAGGUCGCACGCCGAGGGCUCACCGUGACAGGCGUACCGGUAGGCACCGUUUCGUUCGUGGAGCAGAGUCUCCCGGAUCGUCUCGAGAGGAUGGGGCGGGUGCUACCUUGGCUUCCGAGGUUGCGCCAGCCCCAGACAGCUGCCCGCCUUCUGUCGGCGUGUGUCAGCACUCGUCCGCAGUACCUGUCGAGGACCGUCCCUCAUUCGCCCGCAGUGAUCUCUAGUUUUACACGGUGGAACGCACGCCUGGGAGAGACAUUUCAGCAGCUUUUAGCUUCAGGGACCUGGGCUUGUCGCGAGGACGUCCGAGAGGCCGCCCUAGACCAGAUCUUCCUCCCCAUUCGUCUCGGGGGUUUCGGCAUUCGUCGCAUGGCACGCAUUGCCCCGGUGAGUUUCGUGUGCUCCUGGGUGCAGUGUGCUCCCAUUCUCUGUUCUCUCCCUGCGUGUGGCGAGGUGUUUCGGCAGAGCUUCGCUUCAGGUGAGCCAGAGCAGAUCGACCGGGCUCUGCAGACGGCGCUAGAGGGUCUCCCACCUGACGUUCUCUCUCUCCUUCCCCCCUGGCCCUCCUGCGCUUCUGCCUCCCCCGAUUCCCUUUUUGCAGGAGCGAGCCGUCUUCUGGAGGCGCAGGCCUUGGAGGCCGUGCGUGCCCGUCACGCCUCUCCCUUGCACCUUGCCCGUUUGACUUCCCUUCAGGGCGCAGGUGCAGGGGCGUGGUUGACGUCGGUGCCGUACGCUGACCCACUGCGCAUCCCGGAGGCGCUGUGGCAGGCGGCUUCAUCUUCUCGUCUUGGUCUCCCGAUCCCCCAGUUAGCCCUUGCAGGUCAGUGCUCCUGCGGACAGGCGAUUGACGACAUGACGGUGCCUCAUCACGCGGUCCGGUGCCCGCCCUACGGGGUCGCCACUACCAUCCACGACACGGUGAAGUACAUGCUUCGAGACUUUGCGGUCGAGGCGGGCUUCGCGGUAAAGGUGGAGGACUCUACGCUGUUCACACAGUUGGAGGCGGCUCGAGUGAGACUACUGGGACAGCCAGUGGUGGGAGAGGGGACACGGGCUGAGGGACCGGGGGAGCAGAGAGGCGAGGCGGGACAGCCGGGUGGCGGGGGACAUUGGGGACAGCACCAGCUGCGGGGUCAGGUGGAGCGAGGGAUAGGUGGGCAGAGGGGACGGCAGGGGGAGCAGACGGGCCAGGACGGGGAGGGGAGACAACACAGGCAGCAGCAGGAGAGCCAGUGGAGGCCGCGGGCCCAGGGCGCCGCGCCUCCAGGUUCGGCCUCGGAGGUGGGGCAGGGGCGGGAGCAGCAGAGAGCGGACGGAGGUACAGGAGGGGCAGCGGGAUUGGGAGGGGAGGGCCAGGGAGUGAAAGAGGCAGCAGGGGAUGGAGCAGGGGGGUCGGGAGGGUUGGGGGAGGGUAGAGAGGGGGAGGGGAGAGGACAGGUGGAUGGAGGAGAGGAGAGGGGGAGAGAGACGAUCGGAGAGGAGGCACCAAGGGACCAGACAGGGCAGCAGCCAGCGCAACAGCAGGGACCAGUCGGACACACAGGUCGUGUAGGCACGGCCUCCCGCAUCCCAGACCUCACCUGCCACGACGUUAGCCAGGGUCUGAUGGUUCUUGUGGAUGUCUCCAUAGCGGAUCCACAGCGGGAGGGGAACGUGCAGCUGAGACGGGCGACCCCCACACAAAUUGGAGUGGCAGCAGCUAGGCGGUUCCCUUCUUCUAUCCUUCCCUUCUCUUCCUACCACCCUCUUCUUUUACCUACCACUUCUUCUUACUCCUUCAUCCUUCCUUCCUUUCCUUUCUUUCCCCCUUUUCCUACAAAAUAUACCUCACACCCCCUGCCCCCUCAUGCCAUCCGCUCCCCCCGCCCCUACCCUCCGCGUGCCCGCUCCCUUGCCACCUCUUUUGACCCUCCCUGCCCCCCCUCGCCGUUUCCCACCGCCCGCCAUUCGCUCCUCCCCGCCCGUGCGCUCCCCUCCUUUACCUUCUCCUCCCCCCUCCCCUCCUCUGCUGCACGCCUCUUCCUUCCCCUCGCCGACCCACUCCACUCCCUGCCCCUCCUCAAUCCGCACCCUGCCCCUCGUAUCUCGCCCUCCUAUGCUUGGUUUCUCCCCUCCCUGCCCCUCGCCGCCUUUCCCCGCUCCCCACCUCCCCCCUCUCCCUGCCCCCCCACUCUCCCCCCCCUUGUCCUUGGCUUCCUACCUCCCUGCCUCACCUUUCCCCCCUCCGUGUGCUCAGCUUCUCCCCUCCCUGCCCCUCCCUCCUCCCCGCCCUGCCCCUCAUUUUCCGCCCCCCCCCCCACGCCCGGUUUCUCCCCUCCCCGCGCCUCCCUUUCUUUCUCCGUGCCUCUCCUUUGCUCCCUCCCUGCCCCCGCCUGCCCAUGCCCCUGUCUUUGGCUUCUCCCCUCCCUGCCCCACGUUUCUUCCCUCCCUGCCCCCCCCUCUUCCCUCCCUGCCCCUCCCUUCCUCCCCCCCUGCCCUUUGCUCUCCCCUCGUUACGCUCCCUUCUCCCCAUCCCUGCUGCCCUCUUACCACCAUCAGCCCAUCCCCACGACCAGCCCCCCUCCCACCCUUCAAUCCCCCCCUCCCCCUCUCUCUCUCUAA